This is a messenger RNA of Acaulospora colombiana, 3642 nucleotides long. The record is from the annotation of a GenBank genome assembly. NCBI's taxonomy places the organism in Eukaryota, Fungi, Glomeromycota, Glomeromycetes, Diversisporales, Acaulosporaceae.
AUGACGAACAGAAGCCGCAAAAGAAAAUUCAAUUCUACGGUUUUCAUAGAAGAAAAUGAAGAAAAUAGCGUAGGGAACCCACGGCCAAAGAAACGUGUUACCUUCUCGCCCACUUUAACGACCACAGCGACAUAUUUGUUAGAAUCUGAGGAAGAAAGUGACGAGAGUGACGACUACGAUUGGCAUACAUCUUGGGUUAAUAAUCUUAGAAAGAGUCUUGGAUUUGAUGAGGAGUAUAAUGAAGAUGACGACCCAGAUUACGUUGAUUCGGAUGGCGGGGAGGAUUUAGAAGAGGAUGGAAGUGAUUUGGAUCCCAUACAUGACAUUGAGACACUCACAAAUACAGCGUUGAAUAGUGGUGUUCGCGUGGAAGAAAUACCAGGAGGACUAACAGAAGUAAAGGAAAAUGAGAAAGAUGAAAAUGAAGGAAUUAAUGGUAUGGAUGAUGUGGAGACGGAAGACGGGGGGACAAAUGGCGGUUUAACGAAAGAAGACAAAAGAAUAAAGGAUGGAAAUGAGCAUGAAGGAAUGGUCAACAAAUCAUUGUCGUCUAUACACAAACCACCUACAAAUGAGGAAAUACAAGGGUUGAGGGAAACCACUGAUUUGUUUAAAUCGAAUAUAUUUAAACUUCAAAUUGAUGAACUUUUGUCAGAAAUAAGCAUUGAUUUCACAAAAACUUCGAAAUUAGAAAACACGUUGAAUAAGUUAAAACAAAUUUUUGAGAACAUGAACGAUAAACUGGAUCUGACGGUCGAGAAUGCGAAAUCGAUCCUUUUUAAGAAACAUGAUAUCGUAAUUCCAUUUCCGGAUCCUCAACCUCCAGAUGAUAUUCAAUAUAAAUUUGGAUUUAAGAGGCCGACAACUUUUUAUCUUGUUGGUAGCUAUCCGCUGAGAAGUGUAAUUCGGGGACGUUAUGGUUUUAAUGUUGAUGUCGUGGUCGUAAUGCCUCAGUCAAUAUUCCAGGAGAAGGAUUAUAUGAAUAACCGUUACUUCUACAAAAGGGCGUACUAUCUGGCAGUGUUGGCGGCCGUUCUUCAGGAUAAGUCCUCGGGACUUGAUACGGAAGUUAAAUUUGACACAUUAGAUGGGGAUAGGCGUCGACCUAUUAUACGGCUUAAAUUCACUGAUGGUCCAAAUGGUGAUAAGAAACUGUCCAACGAAUAUAGCUCUUAUCAACUAAUUAAGGGAACAAUGGAUUUUUUGGCGAAUCACGACUUUAUAAAGUCACCUUUAUUUAUGAAUGAGUCGGAAAUUUCGGAGGAAGGAGAGUUCUCUAAAAAAUUGUUCACAGAGAAUUUCGAUGUCGUGUUUGUUGACAAUUCUGGCACGUUGAACUUGUUCAGUGAGAUGUCGAGGACAGCGCUCGAACAUUUGCAAUUUGAGGCGAGAUUGGCAAUGAAGUUCUUCAAUGAAAGUGUAGAAGAUCGGUUCGAGGCUUUGUUCUUAAAAAAAGUUGACGACAUGAAGUUAAGAUAUGAUAAUGUUGCAAAAUUAGCUCAAUUACCGGAGACGUACUCUGAAUACACGAAUUCUGUUAAAUUGGAUUACCCCGAUAAGUUUGUUUAUUUUGCACGAACGAUACCGCAUCUGCUGAAGCGAGGGCUCACCGAUCGUGUCGACCUCAUUGCAAUAAAUUAUGAUAAGCUACCAUCUUGGUCAACUUCCGAAUCCCCAAGGACCUAUACAUCGACCAAAACGAAAUUAUAUUUUGGAUUUGUAUUUAAUCCUGAACAGUCAAACCGGUCGGUUGAUUAUGGUCCUUCGCCUGAAGAUGAAAAGGCGGCAAAAGAAUUUCAAAAGUUGUGGGGCAAAAAAGCCGAAGUGCGACGAUUUAAGGAUGGGAGGAUACUGGAAUGUGUGGUCUGGGAGUAUAAAAGAAUCGAAACACGUAGUUUGAUUGUCAACAAAAUAGUUCUCUAUUUACUUUCACUCCACUUUGGGAUCAAAGACGGUAAAGAAGGAAUUCGAUAUUUUGCUGGGCAGCUGAAUAAAUUCGUCAUACCGUCUCCGGCAGUUCCAAAACAUAUCUUCGAUCUAGAUAUUGUCGUUAAAGGAUUUCAACCAGUGAUGACCGCAUAUUAUGAGUUAACGAAGCAAUUAUUAUCUUUAGAAGAUAUUCCUCUCAGGAUAUCUAGCGUAAAAGCAACGAGCCCAGAGUUAAGAUAUGCUUCGGUAUUCGUUCCCCAACCACACCAGCAACAAAAGAAACCCAGUCGGCUCAGACAAUAUUUUUUAUCCCGUCAAAAUGUUCAAAUGAGUUUGCAAUAUAUCGAACCAAUAGAAAUUCAGAUCCAAUUUGAAUCUUCAACACGAUGGCCAAACGACCUCGUAGCCGUUCAAAAAAUGAAGUUGGCAUUCUAUAUUAAUAUUUCCGAGCAAUUAAAAGCCAAACUUCCUGACAUCAAAGUAUCGAUAGUAACGAACGAUCACGAUGUGAUAAUAUCGCCUAAAUCCUACUUGGAUAUAUUCACUGCCUCGGGAUUUGCGUUUAGAUGUAGAAUAUACUAUGAACGCGAGAUUUCAAUGUUAAAACGUGUGAUUGAAGAUAAAGUAUCUUCGCCAAAGAAGAAAGAGGUAUUCAAGAAUGCGUUAGAGGUUGAUAAAAGACUAUUCAUCGAUCUACCAUUGCACAGUUCUCAAAUUCAGACAUUAUGCAACAAGUAUCCUUCUUUGUCGCUGACUAUUAGACUUGCGAAGCGAUGGUUUAUGGUGCAUUUGUUAGAGGCACAUGUUGAUGAGGAGUUUAUAGAGGUCUUGUGUGCUUUCGUUUAUCUGGAACCGCAACCCUGGUCUAGACCUGCUACGGGCUUUGUCGGAUUUUUACGUGUUUUGAAUAUAAUUAGUACUUGGGAUUGGAAGAAUGAACCCAUGAUCGUUGAUUUAGGAGAAAACCAUCGUGGAGAUGCAUUAUCAUAUAAUGAUGAAACGAGUAGUAUAAUAGAGGAGGUUAGAGAAAAGUUUCGGAGAAUCAGGGAUAACCCUAUGGAUGAACGUGCAACAUUAUUUAUAACAACCACCUCUGGGCAAAUAUGGGGUAUGGAGAAGCCUUGUAAAGUUGUCGCGCAGAGAAUUUUAGACUUGGCCAAUGCUGCAACUGCUUGUGCCGACAAUGUUAUGGACAAGGAAAUAGCAGAGUUUAAGAGUCUAUUUAUAACACCAAUGAACGAUUAUGAUGUGUUAAUAUUUCUUGAUCCCACCAAUUGUCCACGAUAUUACCAAAAUGUCUCGGUUGAAAAAAGAAGUCUCCUUAAACAGAUGAUAAGCAAGGAUUGGAGUAAAAAUCGAUCUCAUGCAGAAAAGAAUAAAUGGAUUGGAUUUGACCCGGUGGAAUGGUACAUGGAUGAGUUACGGGGUUUAUAUUCAAAUGUAGCACUAUUCUUUCAUGACAAAUAUGGUGGAAACAUUAUUGGGGUGGUAUGGAAACCCGUUUUUUUUACCCCAAGGCCGUGGAAAGUUAAUUUGGGAUUUUCAAGUAUGAUGGUGUCUUCAAAAAACACAAAGGAAAAAGACGAGAUUCCAUCCGACGACAAUAAAGACAAUCAGGAUUCAAAUUUGGUCAUAUUAAAUAGUAGAGCUGUCGCAUUGGAAAUGGAAAGGUUAGGUCAAGAUUUGGUGACAAAAAUUGAUAUCAGAAAAUAA